Messenger RNA from Cyclocybe aegerita, 2400 nucleotides. The record is from the annotation of a GenBank genome assembly. Lineage: Eukaryota; Fungi; Basidiomycota; Agaricomycetes; Agaricales; Hemipholiotaceae.
AUGCUCUCUUCGGUGCUCCCUGGCCAGCCCAUCCCCCUUCCUCCCCGUGCACCCCGGCCCCGCCCAGGCCCUGGUGUCUAUCUGCGCGACGGCCAGGUACGCGCUUCCCUCAUUGGCGUGCCCCGCUCAGACGCCUCUACUCUCACUAUCUCGCGUGUACAACCCCACCCACCCGUACCUGGGUCUGUUGUCAUCGGAUUUGUCACGCGUCUCUCACCGCUGCAGGCUUUGAUCUCCAUUACUGUUGUCGACGACGUCCCGCUCCCCGUCGGCGAAGAAUUUACAGGUGUCAUCCGCACCCAGGACGUGCGCGCGACAGAGAAAGACCGCGUCAAGGUCGCUGAUUGCUUCCGCGGGGGCGAUGUUGUUCGGAGCCAGGUCUCUCGUUCCCCAGCUCUCCUCCUCAUGACCGCCGUUCUCUCGCCCUUGCAUGCCCUGCGCAAGGACAGGCACAUGUCUCUUGACGACAAUGGAAUUGGCUUCUCCACCAACACGGAUUGGCGCGAAAAGUACAAUGAGGUCGUCGACAUGCUAGCCGAAACGCGCGCAGAGCUGGACGAUUUUCACCAAGCGAGCAAGGAAUUAGAGGCAGAGCUGGAGAACGAGCUGCAGCGCACCGAGAAGGCGCAGCAGGAGUUGCAGGCGAAGGUCGUCCGAUCUGAAAAUGAGCGUGACGAGUGGAAGGCCAAGUUCAUGUCCCUCCAAACCACGCACAACACGACCACCACAUCUUUGCAGCGCGAGUUAGACCAGCUAAGACAAGAACAUCAGAAAACUAAGGUCUAUCUUCGUGAGCUUGAGAUGGGAAAUGACGAUUUGGAGCGCAACGAACGCGCAGUAUCCUCAAGCUUGGCGGAUAUGGAAACCAAAUAUUCUAAAGCUUUGGAGGAGAAGAUUCUGCUGGAACAUGAAUUGCUGGAGAAGGCUGGAAUGGAGGAGGAAUGUCAACGUCUUAAAGACGAGCUAAGAGAUGCCAAUGUUGAAAUUUCGAUUUUGCGGGACCAACUCGAUUCGGCCAACAGCCGUUCGGUUCCUGACCUGCAACCUCAAGUUCCUUCCUCCGAAGACCUCCUCAAGACAGCACCACCUCCUGACCUUGAUCUUGCUGAUGUAUCGCCUUCAGAAUCGUUUCAUUCCAGCACUAACACGACACCGAAGGCAUCGCUCUCUCGACCAGCCGUCCCUUCGCCAUUCAUGCGCGCGGCUCGACAACAAGAGAAACCGAGCCCGCUCACCGCGUUCCGAAAUUCUUCCAAUAUCAUACGAUCGACGACUUUGCCAUCCUUCUCGUCGCCUUCGACAGCAAGCCCCCGCAGCUUCAUGCGCCCCCCUGCUGCGCGCACCGUUUCAACAGCGACAACCGCCAGCAACUCAUCUUCCACUGGCUCCGUCGCAAAGAAUAAGGGUGUGCAGAUGGUCUCUGAAAUGCGGGCCCGGGUCCGCAAUUUAGAGCAGAAAAUACACACCCGUGUUCCCCGGUUGCGCAUGGCGAGCAUCACUGGACGUCAGAACUCCUCGCUCGCAGGACCGACAACCCCCGUCCUGAGCUCUUCUUCCUCAGUUGCAUCGAGUACAUCUACGGCCAAGACUAGCUGGGAAUCUCAAAGGAAGAGUGUCGAUUCUCGUAGCAACGACAGUGGCUCCGAGAAGAGCUCUAGGAAAAAUGGAGGUGAUUCGUCUGGAUGGGUGCUAAUCAUGGAGGACUCUCCCUCGCCUCAGAAGAAUAAGGAGGCUAAACGGUUGAAAGAGAACCGUAGAUUGUCCAAUCCAAUGGCACCGACGUCCUUUCGUCCAACUGUUUCGACCAGUGCACGUCCUACCUCACCUUCCCUCAGCACAGGACCAAUGAAUCCUUUGGCAGUGAGUACUGGUCUACGUCGUCCACAAUCGAGACUCUCGGCAGGCGGUACCACAUCCUCUUCAGCAUCACGACCACAGACACCAACCUUAUUACCGGUCCCUUCUAACAGUCUGUCCACCUCUACCUCUGUUGGAAUGAAGCGAUCUUCGGGGCCAGGAGCCCCCAACCCCUACAGCCAAUUGAAGCGCUCGUCUCUCGGAAAGAAUGCACCAUCACCACCCGUUCCGCCUCUCCCAAGCACACAGCGCGAACGGCCAAUUACCAUGCCGCCAAAUGGCUAUGGUAGGAGUGUUAUUUCCCCUACGAAUCUAAAGUCCAAAGAUCUUCCCACUUUACCAACCGACCUCCAUGCUAACGUUACAGUGCGGCCCAGCUCAAGGAUGCCCUCUUCAAGCAGCUCUUCGAAUGCACUCUCUAAGAGCCGCAUUGGUCGACCGAGCGGAGGUACUUCAGGACGGAGGAGCGCCGGUAUCGAAUCUGGAAGCGUCCUGGAUAUCAAAGAUCUACUGCCUCGUGCCUCCAGUCCUGGAGGAUUGUGA